This is a messenger RNA of Vanessa atalanta (red admiral), 1122 nucleotides long. RefSeq lists its product as uncharacterized. The transcript has 2 exons. Bases 86 to 577 code for a protein of 163 amino acids. Gene Ontology annotation, cellular component: cytoplasm; nucleus. Gene Ontology annotation, molecular function: hydrolase activity. NCBI's taxonomy places the organism in Eukaryota, Metazoa, Arthropoda, Insecta, Lepidoptera, Nymphalidae. Gene Ontology annotation, biological process: purine ribonucleotide catabolic process. The record is from RefSeq and is a predicted model, not a curated record.
UCAAAAGGCGGAUAUUUUUUAAAUCGCGCUGAAUGUUAUCGCAGCUAGGAUGAAAUUUUGUUGAUCGCAUUUUUCAAACAGAAAAAUGUUUAAUAAAGUGUUUCAACGCGCCCUUAAGUUUAGAUUAAAAAAGAGUUAUCCAACGAACAUAUACGAUAUAUCCAGAGGUGCUGCUGUCGCUGUACGUAGGCCUUACAGUGAUGAAGUAAAACGCGCGCAAAAUGCAGAUGUAAAUUCAUCGGGUCCGACGAUAUUCGAUAAAAUAAUAUCGAAAGAGAUUAAAGCGGACAUAAUAUACGAGGAUGAACUGUGCUUGGCGUUCAACGAUAUCGCUCCGCAGGCACCCGUCCACUUCUUAGUGAUACCGAAACGUAAAAUUCCUCGGUUACAGGAUUCGGAAACUGGUGACAGAGAGCUCCUAGGUCACCUAAUGCUGGUAGCUCGGUCACUCGGCGCUGCGCGUGCGCCGCAAGGCUGGCGUCUGGUGGUGAACAAUGGAGUACACGGAGCCCAAAGCGUCUACCACUUACACUUGCAUGUGCUCGGUGGUAGACAAUUGAAGUGGCCACCGGGGUAAAUAUAAUUAACUGGUGUCAAAAAUAGGAGGUGGAUGGGGGGGGGGUAAAUUUGGUAUUGUAGUUAAUUUUGAAAUUUAUAUUAUAUUCCUGAUGUGUAAAUUUAGAGGCAAAAUAGGACUCGAUAACUUCGAACCAUUUAUGUAUUGAAGAGUUAUUUUUUUACACAAAGUCAUUGGCUAAUAUUAGAAGAUCGUACAAGCUCAAAUUAUUUAAUUUAGGGGAGGGGGGGUGGAGUAGGUUUUUGGUGCAACGGUAUCCUUUGUCCUUCCUUAGGGUUCAAUCUUUGCUUUAUACUUCUUUGUGAAAACUUAACAGACAGACAGAUUUUCGUUCGCAUGUAGGUAUAAUACUACUAUAGAAUCAAAAUGUAUGUUGCUAUACAUAUAUAUUUAAUUAGACCAAAUUAACUUGACAAAGUUGUAACCCAUGCACAAGUGCUUCCCUUUACCAUAAUCAAAGUUCUCGUUCCAUGGAAAAUUAAAUUAAAAUGGAAUUAUAUAUUGUUAUAUUUCAAAUAUACAAAAUUUUCUUUGUUAUCUGUUAA